GAUAAGUCCUGCUCCUGAAGCUUUGAGUGACCCCUACUGGUCACUGAUAUUCCUACGAACAGGCCUUCCCCUUUUACGUUUAUUUAUUUAUUUAUUUAGUUUUGUUUUACCUCCAGUUAAAAAUGCUGACACACAUCUGCUCCUCCUCAAAAGAGCCUUGGGAACAUUUGACUGAUACUUCUGUAGUAACACCUGAAGUGACUCAGGGUUAUACCAAGAGCACAGGUAAUUCCUGUUCCCAUCAGACUUCCCUGCAGACAUUUUUUCAGAGCAUUACUGAUUACUCAGCUGUCACGGUGAAGAGGUGAGCAGGUUCAGCAAGUGUUUCUGAAAAUCACUCGCCUAACCUGUGUUGGAGAAAAGAACUUGUCCCUUCAGGGGGGGGGGCGGGAUUGUAAUAGGGCAGACAGGUGGAUUAUUAUUAGUAAUGAUCAGCAGUAAAAUAAAUUAUCGGUUAGAAAUUUUUGAGAAGCUAUUUUUAGGACCAAAACUAAUAUUUCAUUCUAAAACUAGAAACGUUUGAUUUAAUAGAUCAUAAACCAGAUAAAAGGAAUGAUGACACUCAUGACUCAUGAACACAGUCAUGUCAGUGAGAGUGAUUCUCUGCAGCAGCUGGGUUUUUACGUCAGGAGAGUGAGGAAACUCUCAAUUAUGCAUUUUCAUUUUCUUUUCCAACAGCAUGAAUGAGGAGUUCCUUUAAUUGCAUCACACUUCCUUCUCCAGUAAACAAAGGUGUGCACGCCCGCAACAUCCUCCGCUUGUGUGAGUCGGCGUAUGAUGGCAAAAUCCCCCUCAGUCUACUAUAAGAGGAGGGAGAGGAUGGAGACUCAGAGACACAAACUCACCUGGACUCAUCCUCUCAGGAAACACUCAGCUCCACCUCCAGGUAACCAUCGUGAUGAAGAUACAUCUCAGCUCUUCCCUCUGUACCUUGCUGCUGCUGGGUUUUCUCAACAGGCCAGUGGAGAGCCAGACCCUGCAUGUAGAUGGAUGCUCUGCCAGCGUUCACUUCCAUGAACUACGCAAAUACUUCUCUGACAUAAAAUCAGAUGCGAUAUCAGGAGAUGAUGAGAUUGGAGUGAAGCUUCUGGAUACAUCUAUGAUCAAAAAUGUCCAGGAGGGUCAGACGUGCUGUUUUCUGCGUCUCCUGCUGCGCUUCUAUGUUGAAAGAGUGUUCAACAACUACGAGUCUUCUCAACCGCAUCAGCAGCGCUGCUCCAGCGCCCUGGCAAAUGCCUUUGUCAGCAUCAGAAGAGAAAUGCAUAAAUGUCACUGCAACUGUGGGGAAGAAACACAGAGAACAAUUGACUCAGUGCUCACCAAGUUUGACAUGCUACAGAUCAGACAGGGGGCGCAGAAGGCCGUGGGAGAACUGGACAUAGUGCUGGACCUACUGGAGCGUCUUGCACCUACAUCAUAAACACGAAGUUGACCCAAACCUGUAGCUACUAGUUCAUUUACCUUUGAGCCAUUUUGCAUUUCUCUGUUUGUACUUGAAUUAACUUAAAGCUCUAUAUAUUUUUAUUCUCUGGAUUGGACUAUUUUUGGUGAAAUGUUUAAAAUGGAUGUUUAUUUUUGUCAGAAGGGUUACUGUAAGUUGAGAUAAGCUUAAUUUUGAACUUGUAAAAGUAUUUUUCUAUAAAAA
This is a messenger RNA of Cyprinodon tularosa, 1645 nucleotides long. RefSeq names its product interleukin 19 like (gene il20). The transcript is spliced from 6 exons. Bases 899 to 1420 code for a protein of 173 amino acids. NCBI's taxonomy places the organism in Eukaryota, Metazoa, Chordata, Actinopteri, Cyprinodontiformes, Cyprinodontidae. The record is from RefSeq and is a predicted model, not a curated record.